Messenger RNA from Cinclus cinclus, 2916 nucleotides. RefSeq names its product neuregulin 2 (gene NRG2). Gene Ontology annotation, biological process: nervous system development; intracellular signal transduction; animal organ development. Lineage: Eukaryota; Metazoa; Chordata; Aves; Passeriformes; Cinclidae. The record is from RefSeq and is a predicted model, not a curated record. Bases 10 to 2166 code for a protein of 718 amino acids. The transcript has 11 exons. Gene Ontology annotation, molecular function: signaling receptor binding.
GCCGGCGGCAUGAGGCGCGACCCGGCGCCCGGCUUCUCCAUGCUGCUCUUCGGCGUCUCCCUCGCCUGCUACUCGCCCAGCCUCAAGUCGGUGCAGGACCAGGCGUACACGGCGGCGGUGGUGCUGGAGGGCAAGGUGCAGUCCGUGGGCCCCCCCGCCGGCGGCAAUGACAGCCGCGGCGCCGGGCCCGCCGGGGGUGUCUUGGUCAAGGUGCUCGACCUGUGGCCCCUCAACAGCGGGGGGCUGCAGCGGGAGCAGCUCAUCAGCGUGGGCUCCAAGGCGCCCUGCUUCAAAGUGAAGCGCAACCACCGCUACAUCUUCUUCCUCGAGCCCACCGAGGAGCCGCUCGUCUUCCGCACCGCCUUCGCUCCGCUCGACACCAGCGGCAAGAACCUCAAGCGGGACGUGGCGCGGAUCCUCUGCGCCGACUGCGCUGUUCCUCCCAAACUGAAGAAACUGAAAAGCCCAAAUGUUCAUGUGGGUGAGAAGAUUUCCCUGAAAUGUGAGGCGACUGCUGGAAACCCUCAGCCAUCCUACAAAUGGUUUAAAGAUGGGAAAGAGCUGAAGAAGAGCAAAGACAUCCGGAUCAAGUAUGGGAAUGGGAAAAAGAUUUCCAGACUGCAGUUCAACAAGGUGAAGCUUGAAGAUGCUGGGGAGUACAGCUGCGAAGCGGAGAACGUUUUAGGGAAAGACACCGCAAAAGGCAGCCUGAAUGUGAAAAGUGUAACCACAACUCUCUCCUCCUGGUCUGGGCAUGCCAGAAAAUGCAACGAAACAGCCAAGUCCUAUUGUGUCAAUGGAGGGGUGUGCUACUACAUCGAGGGGAUUAAUCAGCUGUCGUGCAAGUGUCCGAUCGAAUUCACAGGAGACCGGUGUCAGCAUUUCGCAAUGGUCAGCUUCUCCAAGCAUCUUGGAUUUGAAUUAAAGGAAGCAGAGGAGCUCUACCAGAAGAGGGUUUUAACCAUCACCGGAAUCUGUGUUGCCUUGCUUGUGGUGGGCAUCGUCUGUGUGGUAGCUUACUGUAAAACCAAGAAACAAAGAAAACAAAUGCAUAACCACUUGCGGCAGAACAUGUGUCCUGCUCAUCAAAACCGGAGCCUUGCGAACGGGCCAAGCCAUCCGCGUUUGGAUCCUGAGGAAAUCCAAAUGGCUGAUUAUAUUUCUAAGAAUGUUUCUGCCACCGAGCAUGUGAUCCGAAGGGAAACAGAGACAACCUUUUCAGGAAGUCACUCCUGCUCCCCAUCUCAUCACUGCUCCACAGCCACUCCAACGUCCAGCCAGAGACAUGAAAGCCACACCUGGAGCUUGGAGCGAACAGAGAGCCUGACUUCAGAUUCCCAGUCUGGGAUAAUGCUGUCCUCGGUGGGAACCAGUAAAUGCAACAGCCCUGCGUGCGUGGAGGCGCGGGCUCGCCGCGGGGCCACCUUCUGCAUCGAGGACCAGCGGAGGCCCACGACGCAGUACCGCGACUCGGUGGACUCCCUGCGGGACUCGCCCCACAGUGAGAGGUAUGUGUCGGCCCUGACCACACCAGCACGCCUGUCGCCCGUUGACUUCCACUACUCGAUGACCACGCAGGUGCCCACCUUCGAGAUCACCUCCCCCAACUCGGCGCACGCCGUGUCCCUGCCGCCGGCGGCCCCCAUCAGCUUCCGCGUGGAGGAGCAGCAGCCCCUCCUGCGGCGGUACCAGCUCCCCUUCCAGGACACACAAAGGUACGACAGCUACUACCAAAGGAAGACCUACCUAAACGACAGCAUGGGGAGCUUGCCCUCCAGCCCCUUCCGCAUCACAGAGGACGACGAGUAUGAGACGACACAGGAGUAUGUCACAGCGCUAGAGCAGCCAAAGAAAACAGCCAGCAGCAACAGGCGGUGGAAAAAAUCCAAACUGAACGGGCACAUCCCUCACAGAGCCAGAGCCGUCCGGGACUCCUUCUCCUUGAGCAGCGCCUCUUACAGCGAGUCUGACGAGGAGCUGGUGGCUGAGAGCACCCCGUUCCUAAGCACUCAGAACAAUGAGGCGGCGCACACGGAGUCGCCGCCGCUGCACCGGCCGGGCGACAGCCGGACUCACUACUCGUGCCGCGGGCACGGCGCGCACGGCGAUGGCGGCCGCGGCAGCCUGGCGCACGUGGCACCCAAAGCGGACCCCGACCCUCUCUAGGCGCCUCCCGCGCUCCUGUGAGCGCAGCCGUGACAUGCAUGGAGGAGGCCGAGGCGAGCCACAAAAAAAAAAAAAAAAAAAAACAAAACAAAACAAAAAUAAACAAAAAACCAAAACCACGCAAAACCACGAAACGAAACGGAAAAAAAAAGAAAAAAACACACACACACGAAAAAAAUAAAUAUUUUUAUUUUAUAUAAAAGAGGGGGGGAAAAAAACCAAAAAAUAUAACGAAUAAAAAAUGUUUUAUUUUCAUUUUAGCGAAGUUGUCUUAUAAUAGCUAAUGACAAUGACUUUUUUAUAGGGAAUCUCUAUUUAUAUGUAAUGUCUUGAUUUACAGCUUCCGAGAAAAAAAAAGUAAAAAAAAAAAAAAAAGAAGAAAAGAAAACAAACAAUAAAGUUAAAAAAAAAAUGGGCCAAUUUUUGACUACUUAAAAAUAGAAAACAAAACUAUCGUGGUGCCUUUUGCUGUAUGCUAGUGCUGGGAUUCAUGCUGAGGAUUCUGUUUCAGUAGCAUUUUUAAGGUCACAGAUUUUUGUUUGGGAGAAAACCUGUCACAAGGGCGCUCUUCUGUUGGAAAAAAUCAGCCUUGCCACUUUGCCUCGUACCCUGCUAUUAAUGAUCUUAUUCUUUAACGUAUUGUUUAAACACACAUUAAGGACAUGAGUGGGAGCAUUUCCAUUAUCAUGUCUAACGAGGAUCUGUCUUGCCCUGUAAACUACUUGUAUUUUUGCUUAAAUCAGGAGGAAA